Messenger RNA from Lacerta agilis (Sand lizard), 1106 nucleotides. RefSeq names its product oxidative stress-responsive serine-rich protein 1-like. The coding region runs from base 143 to 994 and encodes 283 amino acids. Lineage: Eukaryota; Metazoa; Chordata; Lepidosauria; Squamata; Lacertidae. Gene Ontology annotation, biological process: cellular response to hydrogen peroxide. The transcript has 4 exons. The record is from RefSeq and is a predicted model, not a curated record.
GUCACAAUGGCACCUGUCAAGCAAGUAGCUAAGACACAUGUCUGAAUGAAAUCAUUUCAGAGCAAACAAACAUCAGCUGAGUGGAGCAGGGAGGGAGUUCUGUCCAACUUGCAGAGAGGAAGCAGUGGGUCGUUCUCUGACAAUGUUGGAGAUAGAAGAGAAUCUCCAGGCAGCUUUCAAAAAGCUAAGAGUAGACUCAGAAGGAUCCACUGCUUCUCUUCCUGUAAAUGAGGGGGUGCCUCCAAGAGCACUUGUAAAAACUACAGAUGAAACCAAGGUGAAGUCUGUGUGUGCAUCUAAAGAGAGCUGGCAUUGGUGUUUGAGGAAACCUUUGAGAGGAACAGUGAGAACACAGCGUCGGCGGCGGUCUAAGUCUCCAGUACUCCAUCCUCCUAAGUUUAUCCAUUAUACCAAGAAAAUGCUGCCUUGUAACCAGCCAGUGCACAAGAACCCAGCUGACACUUCUGAAAGCAGCAGUGACCCGGAUGUGUCAACCCCAAAGGAGUUCUCUAAGAAUGAACAGGCCAGUCACUCCCUCAAUGAUGUUGGCGAGAAACAAAAGGGUGCUCAGCAUUCUGUGGCAUCCAUGGUUGAAAUGCCUAAGAACAAACUUGAAAGUGGUGUUUUUCCUACUUCAGCAGUUCUAAAGGCCACAGAUCUUUCUGAUUUCCAAUCUGUGUCUGAGCAAAAUAAAGGGAAACUCUGUGCGUGUGUAGACAGGGCCUGCCAAUGUAAGCGAUGGCAGGACAUGAAAGUGUACAUGUUUUCUGGCCCACAAAAUUCUCCCCAGUCUGCACCUAAAAGACCACAACAUAUGCAGGACAGUUCCCAACCUUUGCCAUCAAGAACUCCCUCCAGCUCUCUCAGGUCUUGCUCUGAGCAAGCCAGGGCUCAUGUGGAUGAUGUGACUAUUGAAGAUCUUUCAGGGUACAUGGAGUAUUUCCUGUAUAUCCCUAAGAAAAUGUCCCACAUGGCAGAAAUGAUGUACACCUGACUACAGUGGGCUCUACUGAACAAAGGGUUUGGGUAUCUGCCCUUGGUCACACUCCAUCUCAGAAGCAGUUGCUCUCUGUGCUUGUAAUAAAGACACUUUGCAUCACAGCCAA